CCCGCCUCCAGGCACCGUUGUCCGAACUGAAACGUUGCCGCUGUUUCACAACUCCUCCCCUCACCACUCUUCCCUCCCAUCGACAGUCAGUUGCACGCAGUGUGCUUCGGAACGAUGCGCCACGUCUCCUCCGCCUUCCUCGUGGCCAGUCUGGCUGCGAUCGCCACGGCCUCUACUACCUGCAGUGUCGACAACAAGUGCCCGGAGAGCGCACCCUGCUGCUACAAUGGAGUAUGUGGUGUAGGAAGUUCAUGCCUGGGAAGCUGCGACCCCCUGAUGUCGUACUCGCUUGACUCCUGCACACCCGAGCCGAUCUGCAAGAACCAGACCUACAGCUUCAGCAACCUGGACGACUCCAUCCUCUGGGAUCAGUACCUAGGAAAUUCCUCGCAAUACGAGUGGACGACGAGCGGAUUCCCCAAGGUUGAGAACGGCAGUCUGAUGCUCACGAUGCCGAACCAGACGACCGGUAGUCUGGUGACGCUGAACAACUACAUCUGGUACGGCAAGGUCUCGGCCAAGAUCAAGAGCAGUCGCGGCGGAGGUGUCGUUACGGGGUUCAUCUUGAUGUCGGAUGUGAAGGACGAGAUUGACUUCGAGUUUGUGGGGUACAACCUGUCGAGUGUGCAGACCGACUUUUACUUCCAGGGCGUUGAGAACUGGACCAACGAGGUCAACGCCGCCGUUUCCCCUGGCGACACGUUCAGCGAAUGGCACACCUACACGAUCGACUGGACGCCCGAGAAGCUGGAAUGGCUCGUCGACGGCGUGGUGAUGCGCACCCUGACCAAGAACUCGACGCUCAACGCGACCUCCGGAGUCUACAUGUACCCGCAGACGCCGUCGCGGCUGCAGAUGUCGCUGUGGCCGAGCGGGCUCACCACGGCGGGCCAGGGCACGAUCGAAUGGGGCGGGGGCCUGGUCGACUGGAAUAGCGAGGACAUCGUGAAGUACGGCUACUACUACGCGCUGUACAAGGAGAUCACGGUAGAGUGCUACAACCCGCCCGAGGGCACGACCGUCAAGGGCGACAAGUCGUACAUCUACACCAGCGACACGGGUCUGUCCGACCAGAUCCUGGUGUCGGGCAACAGCACCGUGCUCUACAACCUCAAGGACACGGGCCUCAACAUGACCGCCGGCAAGCAGACCACCGCCUCCAGCAGCAGCGGCACCAGCAACUACGAGUCGAGCUCGGGCGCCGAUGCCACCAGCACCGGCUUCAGCGCCGGCUCCACCUCCAAGAACGCCGCUUCUUCUUCAUUCAGUGAUCGUGUCACGCAGGGAUCAUUCCUUGCUGCCUUGACCGCGGUCAUUUUCAGCCUUCUCUAA
This is a messenger RNA of Aspergillus homomorphus CBS 101889, 1332 nucleotides long. RefSeq lists its product as uncharacterized. Gene Ontology annotation, cellular component: fungal-type cell wall. Gene Ontology annotation, molecular function: glycosyltransferase activity; hydrolase activity, hydrolyzing O-glycosyl compounds. The record is from RefSeq and is a predicted model, not a curated record. NCBI's taxonomy places the organism in Eukaryota, Fungi, Ascomycota, Eurotiomycetes, Eurotiales, Aspergillaceae. The transcript is spliced from 3 exons. Gene Ontology annotation, biological process: carbohydrate metabolic process; fungal-type cell wall organization. The coding region runs from base 115 to 1332 and encodes 405 amino acids.